AUGCUCCUCUGCUUACGCAGUGCGAAGCUCGAGUUCGAUCCUUGUCCACUCCGAACCCGUGUGUCUGGUGUGGGAAGCCGUUCACCAGGCGCGAUGCUCAUUUACGUCACUGUCUCAUCCCCUGCUGCUGCAUGCUUCUUGAAGGGAUACUGUUUCCGCACAGGCCACUUGCGAGUGAACCGCCUCUUCAUGACGUUCGCGCAGUCUCCUUUCCUGGCCGCCCCAGGCUCCAGCUCGUUGGAGACUCUCACCAUGAGUCCCCAGGACGAGAUGAAGAUGCACUGCGGGCUUAUUCAGACAGGGGACACGACCCAGGAAAUGGAGUUGGAACAGAGUGCCAAGCGACCGAGGUCGGAGGGGAAACCGGAGGAGACAGAACGUGCCAACAAGCAGCAGGGUCUGGGCAAGGGGAAGGGCAACCCAAAGGGAAGAUUUCCGCGUGGUUCAGACGGACCGGGCAAUCGAGCCGACCACCGGAAGUCCGAACUGCUCUUCCUACAGCAGGUGGUGGCCAGCCUUUGCCGACUUAUCCUACGUCACGAGGAUGCCCUAGCUCUUCAGGCUCUGGACACUCGAUUCGUGAUCUUUUGCUCCAAUCACGAUCAGGCCCUCCCGAGCAAGUUAUGGAAGCUGGCCAAGGUCUGGCGGGAGAAGAAGGAGAAGCAGCUGGUCAACAUGUCGCUGCGGGUGACCAUAGGCCUCUUUAUGAUCGGGGAGGUGAUUCGGAAGGCGGAGGAAGGUAUGGCCAAUUCACGGGAGGAGAUGGUUCAAAGUCUCUGGAUCACCGAAGAGGGCAGCUGGAACUAUCUGCUAUGGGAUUCCGAGUCCAAAUCUCACAAGGUCGAUGCAAGCAAAGACCCGAUCGCACACUCCCUGAUUCUGAAGGACUUGAGGCGACUGGAGGAACUGCUGCCUGCCCCGAACGUGUUGCAUCGGCUGCACUCGCUCCGUCCUCUCACAGAGACCUCAGAAGCCCCUGUGAUCGCCUUCGUUCUGGACAUUGGACUCCGAGCUGCGGAAGCUCAGGAAGCAUACACCCUUCUGAGAUCACUCAGCCAGUGUGCCAUCACCCAAGUAACCUCGUUCAACAUCCGGCCGGACAAGCUGCAGAGGUCAGCUCUGGCCAACCACGUCACACCGGAUGCCAGGCUUCUCAUUCAAUCUCUGAUUCAGGUUCGCAACAAUGUAUGCCUCUUGGACCUACCGCAUUGGUUGCGAUUCACUCGUGACUGGCAGGAGCCUCACAGACAGCAUGAUGUGGCCGAGUUCGCACAAUUUUUGGUGUCGGCCCUUGGCAUCACCAACGUCAUGAUGCAUUUUCAGGCCCGUGUGCAGACUGAUCAAGGUAUUGACAUUCUCCCUUCCGAGAGUUCAGCUGUGCUUCGUCUGCCGCUUACUGCUGGGAGCACUGAUGUUCAAGGGCUUAUCAACCUGUGGUCCACUCAGGGACACGUGCAGGCCCUCAAUGAGCCUUUGCCAAGGCUUGCUGUUGUGCAAAUCGCCCGAUUCGCAGAGUCUUCUAAAGAUUGCACGCCUAUUGACUGCCAGCGUACCGUUCACAUCCCGAUGUUCAGUGGUCCUGAACUGGAUACUAUAGCAGUUGCCUUUACUCUCGAGGCGGUUUGCUUGCAUAGGGGUGCUCAGGCCACGCAAGGUCAUUACCGGGCCCUACUCGUCGCCGAAGCCAGUGUCACCAGAGCGACAUCCUCUGAUCAUGUGGGAGCGCUCCCACAAAGCUUGCACACUUACCUUACUGACGAUGGAGUCUGUGCCUCGCCGGCCACACUAACUGCGCGAGAAUCUCUACUACAAGCAGAAGGAUAUGUCCUCUUUUACAGUUUGCAAUGCCUCGAUUGA
Symbiodinium sp. CCMP2592 is the source of this 1857-nucleotide messenger RNA. NCBI's taxonomy places the organism in Eukaryota, Dinophyceae, Suessiales, Symbiodiniaceae. The record is from the annotation of a GenBank genome assembly.